Messenger RNA from Quercus robur (English oak), 1123 nucleotides. Its product is annotated as transcription factor MYB8-like. Bases 68 to 883 code for a protein of 271 amino acids. The transcript is spliced from 3 exons. The record is from RefSeq and is a predicted model, not a curated record. Lineage: Eukaryota; Viridiplantae; Streptophyta; Magnoliopsida; Fagales; Fagaceae.
ACUACAAUAACUUGCUUUCCAUUUUGCAUGUGUGAGAUAGAGAGAGAGAGAGAUCUAGAGCUCAAAAAUGGGCAGAAGUCCUUGCUGUUCUAAGGUGGGAAUGAAUAGAGGAGCUUGGUCUGCUGAAGAAGACAAAAUUCUCACUGAUUACAUCGCAACCAAUGGUGAAGGAAAAUGGAGAAAUCUUCCAAAGGAAGCAGGUCUAAAGAGAUGUGGAAAGAGUUGCAGGCUUCGGUGGAUAAAUUAUCUCAAGCCUGACAUCAAGAGAGGAAAUAUUACAUCUGCUGAAGAGGACCUCAUUAUUAGGCUCCACAAGCUCUUAGGCAAUAGAUGGGCUCUCAUAGCCAAGAGGCUGCCUGGGAGAACAGACAAUGAAAUCAAGAACUACUGGAACACUGUCCUUAAAAAGAAGCUGACCAAUAAAGGUAAGGAAGCAAGCGACGAUAACAAGAAAAUCAAACCUUCAGUUAAGAGUGUGCCAGAGGUGGUCAAGACCAAGGCAUUUAGGUUCACAAAGGUCUUUGUUGCACCACAACAAGACAAGCAUGAAGCUUUUGAUGAUAAUAAUAAUAAUGUCCCUCAAGAACCUAUCUACUCUGAGAACGAUAACCUUGAAAUGGAAUUGAAAUCCAUUGAUUGUCAACAACCACUUCCGUUGGUUUCUUUUGAUGAAGAAGAAAAGUCAUCAAAUUUUGCACUAAACUUUAGCACGGAAGAGCUUUUGAUGUUUGAUAAUUUCGAAACGGAUAUUUGGAAUUUAUGCAUGUUUGAUGAUAAUAUGGAAGGAGAGGCUAACAAUGGUGGUGCCAAUGAUCUUUGCUCACUUUUGGAUGAGCCUCUUCCAUUCUAUGAAGAGAAUUCUGAGCAGAUGCAUUGGAUCUAGAUUAAUAUACUGUUUGAUAACUUCUUAUAAGUUAACCUUAGUUGGUACAAAAGGUUAGAAUUGACACCCCAUGAAGCAGAAAGGCAUUCUCACUCUCUCUUUAUUUUAUAUUUUAUUUUUAGCUUCUCCUUGUGAUAACAAUUUGUACAACUUGGUAUAGAGAUUCAAAGUAGCUUGUACACUGUAACACCAAGUUGACUACUUUUGAAUAUUGUGAAAUAAAACAUCUAGGUUUAAAUA